UAAUAACGCAAAAAUUGUCAAGACAUAAGACUGAGAGAGGCACUUUGGCGCGCUUGUCUUGUCCUUGAUACCAGAAAUCUCAAAUUUCGACACUGGCGUUUUUUCAGUGUUUGUUGUUUGUUGAACAACCAUUUGCACUUGAUAGAAGCAAGAGACGUGCUGAGCGGGAAUCGGUUAUAAAUGUUAGUGGCCAACAUAAGGCUUUGAGCCAGAGAAAACCAGAAAAGGCGAUGAUUCUAUGGUAGCAAGUCAAUAAUCGAUACCCCUACCUGGCAUUGGUGUCGAAUAUCGAAUACUUGGUAUCGCUCACUCAACACUAGUCAACACGCAUCAAAAAAACUUGAUCAAUUUCACUAAACGCUGGAUAACAAAAGUUACGUGCUUUUCAUAUGAAAAUGUCUUUGAAAAUUGCAGUUUUGCUCGCUUUACUGUUUUUUUCGAACGCUACAAGCGAAGAAUGCGACACAAAAGCCGAGGUCAAGACAUGGCAAAUGCACUCGCAUUGUCCUCGUCGCGCAGAAAAUGGGGACUUCGUCGGCUACGGCUACAACAUUAACCAUCCUAAUGCCAAUGACGAUUUCGCCCUGAUUGGUAUUGAUCAAGUCGACUUACGCAAAGGUUUGGUCCAAAAACCAGGGAAUUGUAACUGUAAAGAAAACUUCUGCUUGACCAUGGAACAAAGCGAGCGUCUUUUCCAAAUAAGUAUCGACCGCGCUCAAAAAGAAGUGGAGAAAGUAAUCCGUACAAGUGAUCACCAAUUGCAAUGCUGCAAUAUUCGAAACUCCCUAACUGCUCUCGUCUACACUUAUGGAUUGGAGUUAAUCAAUAAGGUUCCAAAUGCCAUGUCGUACACAAGCAAUGGCCAAUGGAAGAAAUUUGCUUCGGCGGUACUUAUCCAAUCAUGGUGUACUUCCACAGACUACUGCACUUCGCUCGCAGAACGCAUUGCAACCGGUUGCAAUGAUGUCUCAAACCAAUUGGGUUGCUCCAACCCAAAGCCAAAAGCAUGCGAUGCAUCAGGCUUGUAUUGUUGUGCUGAGAAUAACACUUGCUGUCAAUACUCUGCCAAAUCCAGAAGAAACACAGCUUAUUGGUGCUGUCCGCUGUCUGGUGCUAACUGCUGUUCCUCAAGAAACGCAUGCUGCCCAACGGAGAGUCCUGUGUGUUGCGGGAACACGAGUGGUUGUUGCUACGAAAAGUACCCUGUCUGUUGUUUUCCGGGAACGGUGAAAAGCUACUGCUGCCCGCAACCUAUCCUGUAUGUCUUGGCCUGGGACACUGUGGCUCUUUGGAUAUCAAUAUGAAACCCACAUUUGGAAAGGCAAACAAUGGCAAAAUUCGUAUUCAAAAGAAUACUUUACAUUAAAUUUUUCUCUUGUAGAAUAAAGUCCAACGUUUUUUAGACGAAUCAUUGUAUUAAUAGGUAACACUCGCAUAUGCCACAAUGUAGAUGAUAAUAGAACUGACCAUUUGCACAAAUAAUAAAGACCAAAACGUCUGAUAUUUGAAUGACAA
Molecule: messenger RNA, 1515 nt
Organism: Xenia sp. Carnegie-2017
Lineage: Eukaryota; Metazoa; Cnidaria; Anthozoa; Malacalcyonacea; Xeniidae
Exons: 2
Coding region: 390-1304 (304 amino acids)
Molecular function (GO): lysozyme activity
Source: RefSeq, a predicted model, not a curated record